Molecule: messenger RNA, 2083 nt
Organism: Rubroshorea leprosula
Lineage: Eukaryota; Viridiplantae; Streptophyta; Magnoliopsida; Malvales; Dipterocarpaceae
Source: the annotation of a GenBank genome assembly
AGUGAACUGGGUACUCAUCUUGCUUCCUUGUAAUUGGCCUCGAGUAAUUGACUAAUUAGUAUCUAUUCUAUUUGCAUGUGAUUAUUUUGAACAACACAAGUUCUCUUUCCUAUAGCGAGACAAAGGUUUGAAAAAGCUUUGAAAAGAAGACGAUGGUGUUCUCUAUUUCUGAAAAUGUCAUGAAGCUUUGGGAUGCAUGGAACGUCAGAGCAUUUGUCAUCCUAAGCUUGCUGGCGCAAGUUUUCUUGACUCUCUUUGCACCAUUAAGAAAGCGCCUGGGGGGAAUAUGGGGAAAAUGUGUUUACAUGUUGAUCUGGUUGGUAUACUUGCUCGCAGACUGGAUUGCGGGGCUCACCGUUGGAUUCAUCUUAAGCAACCAGUUGAAAAGUCCUGCCAAUAGUGGUGACAUUCAGACCUUUUGGGCACCCUUUCUGUUGUUACACCUUGGUGGUCCCGAUACCAUCACGUCCUUUGCCUUGGAGGACAAUGAGUUCUGGGUAAGGCAUUUGCUUGGGCUCAUAUUACAAGUUGGUUCUACGCUCUACGUCUUCCUUAUGUCCCUCCCACACAACAAGCUUUGGCUCCCAACCCUCUUGGUGUUAAUUGCUGGCAUAAUCAAAUAUGCAGAGCGGAACCGUGCUUUUUAUCUAGCAAGCUUUGACCAUUUUGGUGAAAAUUGGGUGCCUGGAGAAAGAGUAGCUCGACUUCAUAUUCCAGAACAAUUCAAAAAUUUGGAAACUCCAGAUCCCUUGCCUUUUGGAUUGGAAGAUGAUGAUGUCGAGCCAUUUUUUGUUAAUCGCGAUGCCCAGCGAUUUUAUAGGCAUUAUUGGCCUUCCGAAUUUUUUGUUGGUUCCGAUCCUAAGUCGAUAUUACAAGCUGCAGCUUACUUAUUUGGAACCAUCAGGGGACCUCUUCUUGGCUCUUUUUUAUCUAAAUCUCAACGUUUAAAAGGCUAUGCAAACUUCGGAAGCAAAGACGAGAAUUGUUAUGCAAAAGAUGUGCUCCUAAAGAUGGAAAUUCAGCUAAGUCUAUUGUAUGAGGCUCUCCACACCAAGUUGCCUGUGAUUGUUUCCAAGGCUGGGUGCAUCAGUCGCAUCUUGAACUUGAGUUGCAUCUUGGGAGCCUUGUUGUCAUUCUCUUUAGUUAAGAAGCACUACAAGUUGGAGGAGUUUGAUGCCUGGCUAACCUAUGGGUUGCUGGUCGGGGCCUUGACUUUGGAUUUCAUCUCUAUCAUUUUACCUGUGUUCUCCGACUGGUUUGUUAUUGCUAACUUCAAUAUUUUGGGAUACUUCCCUAACUUGGGAUCCAGAUUGGAGACUACAUUUGUCAAGAGGCGCAGGUGGUCUAACAAAGUUCCCCAAUUAAAUUUUGUUACUUAUAGUGUUAAGGACCAUCCAAAUUGGUUGAAAUCAAUGGCUACUUUUCUUCCUUUGAGGAGUUUGUUAGAAGCCAUGAAAGUAAUUCGAUGUCUGUCCUUCCAAAAUUUUGGAGAAGACCCACAUUACUGGCGCUGUAUUUUUGAGGAUGAAUUAGCUACCAAUAGCUUGUUGAGAGAAGGCUCCACAUCUUGCACAUCUCUCUACCUUUCACCAAAUCAUCACUUCAUCAGCAACAUCUCCCAACAUUGGUACCUCCAAAUGCCAUUCACAUCCAGCAAUUUAAUAUACAAAACCAAUAGUUAUUCUUCCCUUGUGUUCUUAGCUGUAGUGUAAAAUUUUAAGAGAUUUCAACCAAUAAUUAGUUGAAACCAAAUUGUGAAAUUAAAUGUAUUACAAAAGGGUAAUUACAAAAAAGAAACCUAACCUGAAGUUUAGAAGAGUUUAGAAGAAUUUAAGUACUGGAGUUAAAAACCUAACCUGAAGUAGCAACAUUUAAAGCCAAGGAAUUACAAAAAAGAAAGGAGCUUUAAACUGUCCGAAAAACCACUACCAAAAAGAACCCACUUUCCAUAAUGCUUGUAGCAUUUCUAUAUGCCUAUACCAUCCUAUAUGCUUGUACAAAAAGAACCAAGUCUACCCAAAAGAACCAAAAAGUACUAACAGGCCAAAUCUUGAUAUCCUUGCACCAAAAAGUGUUAACAAUC